AUGGAGGAGCCCGCUAAUCAUGUGGCCAAGAAGAAGCCCGCCUUCGCCUUCUGGGAAAGGCAGCGCAAGAGCAGCUCCUCAUCGCUCAACACCGCAGUCACAGCAGCAGCAGCAGCAUCCACAUCACAAGCUCCAGUCGCGUCAGCCUCACCUUCCGCAGCGCGUCGCAUCGAUGCCCUCGAACGAGGCUCAUUGACGCCGCCGUCGUCCACAUCACCGCAGCGCUCGCAACCUUCGCAUCAGAACGCGAGUCCGAGCGGUGCAGCCGGUCUCAGCGGUGUUCAGCGUCUAAUCCAGCAAUACUCGCAGUCUGGCGCCUCUCCGACCGCGGCCACUUCGAACGCAUCCUCUUCUCUGGAUCGUUCCUCCCCGUCCUGGCGUGCCAACGCUUCGCCGCAACGAGUCAGCGGAUCAAAUUCACAUACAGACACAGUCCGCCUCGCGGCUAAGGUAGAAACCGACACAAGCGAUUCUGCAGGUCCCGUUGCGCAACCAGAGCUCGCACGAAAGCCUUCCGCGAGCUCUACCGUCGCAUCCCAAUCGACACGUUCGUCAGCGACGCCCACAUCCCGCCUCUCCACCGAUGCCCUUGCCAAUGAGAUGCUUUCAACGACGACGUCCCCGCCGCCCGCACCAGCGUCAUCAUCCGCGUCCCGGCUCGACGCGUCCAGACCUGCUGUGACGGAAGCGGACACCGGUAGGGCUCGAAGGCGUCAUCGCUUGAUUCAAGAGGAGCUGCGCAAACGCAACUCCAAGAGGCGCAGUGCAGGUGGAAUCGAUAUGGCCGAUUCAUCUUCCCUUCCGUCCGAUGGCUUCGACGAAGAGCAGCUUCAUGACGAUGCGAGCGCACCCGAGACCUCGGCAAGACUCGCGCCGCCUGACACGCAUCCAGUGUCACGCUCUCCCAGUCCGGGCGAGCUCGGUGCCAACUCGGAAACGUACCACGACGCCCAAUCCCAUCUCGCCGCAGCAAUACCAUCCACAGCAGCUGACCGUCCGAUUCCAGCUUCGAGUGGGUCUCUGCAACAACAAAAGCCACGUCCUCCGUCUUUCGAAGAUACUCGACCUUGGCUCGAAUUCAGCCCACUGAUGCCAGAAGAGGAGCUGCCCGACGGUGCUGAUGUCCACCCACCGCCAAGCUUUGCGGCUCUCCAUCAACAACAGGUUGGCACGUCCGACGUCAGCGCGUCCGCCAGCCAGAGCAGCCUCGCAACCGAUUCCAACACGCCCGGAAGCACGCGUCCAUCGCCUUCGCGUUCCACCUCGACAUCCCAAAACUCGAGCGACUCGCCCGUGUCUCCCACCGGACUCGGCUUCUCCACGCCUCCUGGCUACCCGACUCCAGCCUCGUACCUAGCCAUCCACUCUCCCACGCACACAUCACAUGCUCGCUCGCUUCGCGGCUCCAAGCUGCCUCCGCCGCGUCCCUCUCCUCAGGCACCGCUCCCGCCUCCACCUUCGCUCGCUGCCUCGACAGCUCCAGGCGGCGCUCAGGGCGAACCUGCAGCACCCGUGCGAUCGGCGCGCGGUAGUUCGAUGCGUGACGCUGCGAUCGCACCUGUUUUGCACGGAGAAAGCGAUGUAUUUGGUACUGGGCGAUCGCGGUCAGGCAGCUACAGUCUCGAGCAAGAGCUUGCGUCCGCCGACAGCCAGCAUCAGCGCUCCUUGCCUCGUUCUGGAACGGUCACGAGCAAUUCGCAGCCUUCGGCCCCGACCGCUCGAGCAGAUGACGGUCGUCCCGCAUCGUCCUCCACUCUUCCUGUCCCUAUGAUCCGACAGCGAAGCGACUCUCUUCAGCCGCGCGACAGAGACGCUUCGGAAAGCGUCGAUACCACGCCGAAACCUGCUAAGACUUGGCCACCAAGCACCGCGUCUCCGAAUGCAGCCGCAUCCCCCUCUCGCUCCACCGCCAGCAAGCCUCCUGUCACCGGCAGGCCUCGAGGAUUCACUGUCGGCGCCGUGCCUGGCUCGGUAAGUACACUGCGUGGAGGCGCGUCCGCUCAGACGCCGACCAAGUCGAGGCCCAGGUCGCUCUUGUCGAACGAAGUCUUUCCCCUCGAUCUCGCCGAGCCGCGUCGCAAGUCGCGGACCGGAGCAGAAGACAAUGACGAUACUCGCAAGGCCUACAGCAUGGACGUCGACCGCCGCGUAUCCUCCUUGAACACGCACGCUCCCUCUGCAUUCAGAGCGCCGGGUGCGACCGGGGCGGGUCGUGGAUCGUCUUCCGCAUCCAACGCCGAGCGAGACAACGCCGGCAGCAGCGGCGACAGGCUGGCCGUCGAGAACACCGACCGUCGUCCCAGCAUAGGAGGUCGCAGCCGUAGCGGCAGCAGUGCCAGUCUCCUGCAGCAGGUCAACUCGCAGCCCAAGUCACACGCCAGCUUCGUCAUUGCUGUUGUGGGACAUGCUCACUCUGGCAAGUCGACCGUGAUCAAAAAGGGUUUGCGUCAAUUCGGUCUCUCGAAACCGCAUGUCCUUUCCGAGAAGGUGACGUCGCACUCGACUGUCUGCGUGGUCGACCAAGAGCAGCGAACCAUCGAGGUGCUCGAGAUCGAUGCGUCGGUUCUCCUCAACGGACCAAGCAAACGCUUUGCAUGGCCCAAAUUCCUUCCCAACAUCGACGCCGUCAUCCUCUGCUACGAUGCAUCCGAGAUCGCGUCGUUCCGCGGCAUGUCCGAGCUGCUCGAAAACUUCUCGGUGGCCAACCUGAGCACCGUGAUGCUCGCGUGCAAGUCCGAGGUCCACCCUCGCGCCGUCGAUCCGUACUAUGCCAGCGAUAUGGCCUGUAUCUACAACGUCGGUCUCGCCGAGUGCACUGUGCAGAGCGAUGAAGGCAAGAAGCGCAUGCGCGAUUGCUUUUCGUACUUGGUCAAGGAGGUGGCCAAGGCCCGAUCCGGUCGGCCACGCCGUGGUACGAACAGCACUGCGCCUCCCGCUUCUGCCGUGAUGAGCUCACAGAGAUCUCAAUCACCAGGAGCCCCGCAUCCUGGAGCAGUGGUGCAGAGCCGAAGUACUUCCGGCACCUCGCAGGCAAGCUCGCAAGAGAGCCUCCCUCCGUCUAUGCUCGAAUCGAUGUCGACGAGCGGCGAUGCCACCAUGGCUCAAUCCAGCGACUUUGCCUCGCCUGCCACGCCCGUCGACUCGCAUCGUGGGAAGGACUACGGCCAUGCGAGCUCGAGCCACGGCCGUGGACCUGCAUCUGGUAGCGAAGCUUCGACAGACGAGGGUCGCUCAGCGUCCGUUGUCGAGCGAGCCACCGAGGCGAUCAGCAAGCUGGACCUGUCUUCCGAUUCGUCAGCCAUGCUGCCUCAGCCUCACGCUGUGCCAAACGCGAGCUACUUGGCGCGUGGCGGCAACCGCAAGAUGAGCAUCGCCACGGUAGCAUCGGGCAUCUCGGAGACACCCACCUUUCAAUCUGCGGACGAGGAGGCGGCGGCGGCGGCCGACACGAUCCAGCGAGUGCAGGCUGGUCUGCAGAACGCACGUAACAGCGGAGGCUACGUCUCGAUCGACGAGCUGUGGGACAAGCUCUUCCAUGCGGCCAUCUCGAGGACCGAUGAGCGCUUUGUCUCCAUGUUCAUGGUCUUCUACCGAGGUUUUGCGACGCCCAUGGACCUGCUCAAGCAGAUGAUGGCGCGCUUCGACACGCUGACGGAUGAAGAUGUGGCGGAUGGCAUCGUGCAUCGAUUUGCAUUGCUUCGACUCAUCAACAUGCUCGGCGACUGGGUACAAGAUUACCCUGGUGAUCUGAGCCAGCCAGAGGCGCACGCGCUGCUCGUUCAAUUCCAUCGACAGCUGCUGCAGAAUGCGGAUACUGUGCAUACGGCUAUUCAGAUCCAGGCGGCCGUCGAAGCGACGGCGAAUGCGCCGGAUCUGGAUGCGCUAUGGAGCAAGAGCGUCCACAGCGAUAAGACGCGCCAAGGUGGGAUCGCGGCAGCGAUUGCAGCCAUGGCAGGCAAUGCGCAGCAGGACGGUGAUGGGUCCGCAGGUCUGCAGGCGAGUCAUUCGAGUGGCAGCACCUCGGGCUUCCUGCCUUCCUCAGGCAAUACGAGUCACGACUUUGAUGGCUUUGGAGACGGCCACGGCAGCGCCCCGUCGGGCGACGAUGGGAUCGAGGAGCAUGAGCGGACCGGAUCCGAGAGCAGUCUGCCGACGCGAUCGGAUCUGGGCGCUGGCAUGCGAUCGCGCAGCGCUUCUGAUCUGACCGCGUCGUCGACGGAAGCAUCCGAGGCUCUGCACCGGGACGAAAAGCAUGGCUCGAGCUUGAUGCCACCGGGCGCGGCGGUCCCAGCCGGCGAUGUCCCCGGAGGUUCCGUCGUACGUACCGUAGAUCAGAAAGCGACGCUGCGCAGCCUCUCGAACGUGCUCCUGGACGUCGAGGACGAAGUCAUCGCCACCGAGCUCACCCGCCUCGAAUGGGCCUACUUUACCGCCAUCCAGCCGCGCGAUCUGCUGCGACACAUCCUGGUCCCCCAUUCGGAACGCUCCGGUCCCGUCGCCCGAUCCAUUUCGCACUUUAACUACAUCUCGAACUGGGUGUGCUCGAUGAUCCUUGCGCAGGGCAAGACGAAGCACCGCGCCCGCAUGCUGGAGAAGUUCUUCAACAUCGCCUCGAUCUUGCGGCACAACAACAACUACGGCUCGCUCAACAGCGUCCUCGCCGGGCUGAGCAAGACGAGCGUGCAUCGUCUGCGGCAGACGAGGGAGCUGCUCAAGGGCAAGAGCGUCAACAAGGCGUAUGCGUCUCUCGUUCGGUUGAUGUCGAACGAGCGGUCUAGUGCGGCGUAUCGGUUGGCGCUAGAGAACUCGGACGGGCCCACGAUCCCGUACGUUGGUGUGCACCUGCAGGACAUCAUCUCGAUCUCGGACGGCAACCCUUCGAAGCGAGCAGAUGGUAUGAUCCACUGGCGCAAGUUUUCGCUCAUGGACGAGGCGGUGAUGGCCGUAGCGAGGUGCCAGCAGUACGACCGGGACAUUCGACCCAACUGGCCUGUGGAGAGGCUGGUGGUCGACGUGCCCGUAUGGGACGACGACGGGCUGUACGAUCGCAGUCUCGAGGUGGAACCGCGGAGCAAGACUGGCGAAGGGGAGAGCGGAAGCAAAGGCAUGAAGGGCUUGAAAGGCUUCCUGAGCGGAGCACCGUAG
Molecule: messenger RNA, 5145 nt
Organism: Kalmanozyma brasiliensis GHG001
Lineage: Eukaryota; Fungi; Basidiomycota; Ustilaginomycetes; Ustilaginales
Product: Guanine-nucleotide dissociation stimulator CDC25
Exons: 1
Coding region: 1-5145 (1714 amino acids)
Biological process (GO): Ras protein signal transduction; positive regulation of GTPase activity
Cellular component (GO): plasma membrane
Molecular function (GO): guanyl-nucleotide exchange factor activity
Source: RefSeq, a predicted model, not a curated record